CUUGAACCUAAACAGAGGAUUUCCGUCAUCCACCGUCGCCCGAGGAAUUCCAUAGAUUAUGGCCAGAACCGGGACCUGUUGGACAUGCCGUCUCCGGCGCAAGAAGUGCGACCAGAAGCAGCCAGCGUGCCAAUCAUGCUCGGCGCUGAACAUCCGGUGCCACUACAGUACGGAGCGGCCAGACUGGAUGGAUGGCGGCGAGAAGCAAGACGAAAUGACGCGGUGCUUCAAGGCUCAGGUGAAGCAGGGCAAAGAGCGGCAGCGAGAGCGGGACUACAUCCAGGUCCUCAACAUCGGGGGUGACGCCAAGCCCUUGCCAGUUGCAGCCACGGCCGAUUCGUGGACGUUCGAUGGGAUUCCCGCCGUCAACGCUUUCAAGGAACUCGACGUGGACUUCACAAUGCUCUAUGUGGAUCAGGUCUUCCCCUUUCUAUUUCCGUAUUACGCUCCUCCGAUGAUACAAGGCGGACGGGCCUGGGUUCUGGGCAUCCUGCGCCACAAUAAGACGCUGUUCCAUGCGGUCAUGAGCCUCAGCACCUUCUUCUUCACCCUCAUCCUGUCAAGCGAGGACGUCUCCGGUCACCAAGUAUGCAGGCAGAACGUCUGGACGCAGCUUGAGGGUUACGCAAAUACUGCCAUCAAGAGCUUGCAAAAUGAGGUUCUAGCCAUAAACCAGCAGGGAUCCUCGACAUUGCUGCAGCAAUCCCGCGCCAUGGAGAGCAUUACACAGCUAAUGGUCCUCGAAAUGGCCAUGGCAAAAACAUCUGCAUUGAGUAUGCACCUGGGCGCUGCUAUCUCUCUGCUUGAAGAUAUCCUCGAACCCAGCAAACUGAACGACAAAAUCGACAUCAGAAGGGCCAUGGCCGAGCUAGAGAGACCGUCAUGGGUGCCUCUCACCACCGAACGCCCCGUCUGGAACACCGAACAAGCCGCUCUCCGCUUCUUUUUUGCCAUAUUGUUGUGGGCAGACAUAGUCUCCUCUACCUCCUUACAAACAGUACCUCGCCUACGGAAAUACUACCCCAACCUGAUCUGCCACGAGUACGGCGGUGCCACCACAGAACCUCUCCUCCGCAUGGAGGAAUACAUGGGUUGUGAGGGUUGGGCACUGAUUGCAAUUGCUGAGACUGCGGCGCUCGACGUUUGGAAGAGGGAGGAACAAGCAAACGGCACAUUGGCCGCCGAGGACCUCGCCAACCGGGGUGACCAGCUCGAUGGGGCACUUCAACAAGGCCUAAAAGGACUUGACGGGCGAUGCAGAGAGCGAGAGAGAGAACCUCGCCGCAUCCUGCAAAACUUCUAUUUAUCCAGCGAUGCAAACCAAUCCGCCAAGCAAGCCGCGGCGACCCGCAUCUGGGCAUAUGCUUCGCGCAUAUACCUUGCAGUAGUGACGCACGGUUGGCAGCCGCACCUCCCGGCCAUCCGCGAGAGCGCUGGUGAGGUGUUGAGCCUGCUCCAACAGCACGAGAACCCUGCGAUCCUACGCAGCUCUGUGUGGCCGUUCUGCGUUGCCGGUUGUGUCGCCGAUGCAAGUCAGGAGAAAGAGUUCAGGGAUCUGGCGGCGGGUUUGGGGUCACUACAGUCAUUUGGCCUAGUGGGAGAGUCACUCCGGAUCCUAGAGCAUGUAUGGAGCAGACGAGGAGAACUGAAUUUGGAGUGGAAUUUGGCUGCAUGCUUUAGCAUAAUGGGUUCUCCGGUCCUAUUACUGUGAGGGUCUGCGCAGUCCUAGCUCCCAUUAUUCUUAUCUCAUACAUACAACCACUAGGUAAAAGCUUCUCUUCACUGAUCCCGCCACAUUUCCAGCACAUCCUUUACCUUUAGAGGCUGAAUAUCUGGGAAAACCUUGUUGAUGGCCUUGUCUGUCGGCAUAUCGUACUUGCCCUCCAGCGCAUAGAGGCCCCAGAAGGACAUAAGGCCCUCCAGCACCUGUCUAGGGAAAUCGGGCGUGCCCUCAUUGGAAGGGAGUGAAGUAACCUCGCCCUUUUGUAGCUUCUCGGGAGGAUCGUAUGAGACAUCAAACUUGGAACCUAUAAAAUCCGGCAGCAUUUCGUCAGCUUCGAAAAAGGAUACAUAGGUCAAUAGCCUGUAGAUGCAAUUUCUAGGAAUUAUCUUAC
Molecule: messenger RNA, 2114 nt
Organism: Fusarium redolens
Lineage: Eukaryota; Fungi; Ascomycota; Sordariomycetes; Hypocreales; Nectriaceae
Product: fungal-specific transcription factor domain-containing protein
Exons: 1
Coding region: 59-1711 (550 amino acids)
Biological process (GO): positive regulation of transcription by RNA polymerase II
Cellular component (GO): nucleus
Molecular function (GO): DNA-binding transcription factor activity, RNA polymerase II-specific; transcription cis-regulatory region binding; zinc ion binding
Source: RefSeq, a predicted model, not a curated record